AAAACAGAAAACCAAAAAUAAAAGAAAAAAAGAAAAAUAGGAAAAUCAGUUCUCUCUCCAUGGCCCCUGGUUUUGGCUUUCUUCUUCCUCUCACCUCCCCAGAUAUAUACACAUACGUAUACCUCUACAUUCUCAUCGCACUCUUCUUAACCUUAUCUCAGAUCUGCGCACCGUUUCCGGAUUCCGGAGAACAAUCUAGACACCACCACUUCAGAGACGUGAAAUUCGAUGACGGCGGUGGAGGCGGCGUCGUCUGCAGGGGGGUUGUUGGAGCCGACCGGAGAGGCUGCCGCUGCUGCUUCGGUGAGGCGUGGCUUUGGUGUCGGUAAGGGCGGUAUACGGAAGAAGAGAUAUAGGAACACCAAAGCUGCUAAGAGGCCUUGUGAUGUGAAGAGGGAAGUUCCAACGAGUUUUCAGCUGCAGAGGCUGUUUCUGGCGUGCCGCCAAGUGUUCAAAGGCCCCGGGACCGUGCCUUCCCAAAGUGAUGUGGAGAAGCUUUGCCAGAUUCUAGAUGGUAUGAUGGCAGAAGAUGUUGGACUUAGUAGCAAUCUCCAAUUCUUUAAUCCUAAUGGUGUGGUUGAAGGUAAUCCGAGAGUCACGAACACAACGAUCUACAGGUGUGAUAACUUCUCGUUGUGCAUUUUCUUUCUUCCCACAACUGCUGUUAUACCUUUACACAAUCAUCCGGGAAUGACAGUUUUCAGCAAGCUUCUGCUGGGUAACAUGCACAUUAAAGCAUAUGACUGGGUUGAUGAGGUCUCCGCGCCGUUGGCAAUAGGUGAUUCAAAUAAAGACGGGCAAGCAAUGAGAUUGGCAAGAUUGAAAGCGAACCAAGUAUUCACAGCCCCAUGCAGCACUUCCGUCUUAUAUCCUACAUCUGGAGGCAACAUUCAUGAAUUUAAAGCUAUUACACCAUGUGCAGUGCUUGAUGUGAUUGGACCGCCUUAUUCCGAAGAUGAUGGGCGUGACUGUUCAUAUUACAGGGACGUCCCCUAUGAUGCUUUAUCAAGUGGAAAAGUUUCGGAAGCGGAAGAAGAUAGUAACUUGUUUGGAUGGUUGGAGGAGAUUGAAAUACCAGAGGAGUCAAAAAUGUAUGUUAUCCAGUACAAAGGUCCACAGGUUGUAGAGUAGUUCAUAGUUUUUGGUUCAUUGGGAAGUUGGUGCUCUUUUUAGCUUUACGUUGCAGAAAGUGGUGACAUGUAAUAUGUGUAUGUGGGGACUCGCUGAGUAGAAUUAGAAAGUUGCCCCCCCUUGUGGUUGUGUUAGUGUAUAGAGUAUUUUGAGAUGUAUAUAAACAGAUCAGAGUUUAAGAUGGGGUCUAGGUAACCACGACUUACGAUUCAUUUUUCAUACUAUGAAGUGGAAUAUUUUCUCCAAAGGGUAAUAAAUGUGUGAUGGGAUCAUCAUUCGACUAAUGACUAAUUUAGAACAGGACAUUGGAGGAAGGAUUGUGGAGAAAGACCAUUGAGAGGAGAGCCUUUGAGAAUCUCCUUCAUUUGGAUUUUGGAUGUUGUGGGCUGAGAUUUAAACGCCAAAACUAAUUUAGAUGUACUUUAGUUCUCUUUCUUUCACAUUUUCUGGUGUACCAAAAACAGUGUUGAUUUGGAAUUUAAUUAGCGGAAAUUUAAACUGUUCACCUUUCAAUUUGUCAAAA
Ipomoea nil (Japanese morning glory) is the source of this 1654-nucleotide messenger RNA. Its product is annotated as plant cysteine oxidase 2-like. Gene Ontology annotation, molecular function: oxidoreductase activity, acting on single donors with incorporation of molecular oxygen, incorporation of two atoms of oxygen. The transcript has 5 exons. The coding region runs from base 229 to 1131 and encodes 300 amino acids. NCBI's taxonomy places the organism in Eukaryota, Viridiplantae, Streptophyta, Magnoliopsida, Solanales, Convolvulaceae. The record is from RefSeq and is a predicted model, not a curated record.